AUGUCAAACCCCAGCCCAGUCCCCUGCGUCCCUGAGCCAAGCGAGCCUCUCAAUAUUGCCAUAAUCGGAGCGGGUCUGACUGGUCUUACACUCGCCCUUUCUAUUUCUGCGCUUCCACCUAACAAGCAAUCUCAUCUCCGCUACACCAUCUACGAAUCCCACCAUAGCUACUCCGAAAUCGGAGCCGGUAUUGGAUUUGGUGCAAGUGGCCACCGGAUCAUGAAACUACUCCAUCCCGAUUUCUGGGAAAAUUAUAAAGCUAUUGCAAAUUGGGGCGACGAUGACGUGUGGUGGGAUUUUAUAGUCGGUGAUCGAGUUGGCAGUUCACAAGACAAACAUGGAAAAGAGGAAGAAUGGGAAGGAAAGAGAAUAGCACAAGUAAGAAUGAAAGAGGGAAGAGAGGGUCAAAGUACGGCGCAUAGAAGAUCAUUAAUGGAUGUUCUCAUCAAACUCCUUCCUCCUUCUGCCGAUGUGAGAUUUGGGAAACGUUUAAUUGGGAUUAUUUCUUCUUCUCUUCCUUCCAAUUCCGACGUCCCCGAUUCUAAAGUAACGCUAAAAUUUCAAGACGGUACAACAUCAACCGCAGACCUAGUAAUCGGUGCCGAUGGCGUCAAAUCUCUAUGUCGGGAUAUGGUACUCACACCCACUAACAAUGCAAACGCAUUAAAAGCACGUUUUACGGGGAAAAUAGCAUAUAGGGGUUUAAUACCAAUGGAAGAGGCAAAAGCAAGUAUAGGGGAGAAAGCCGGACAGAGGAUAUUUUAUCUGGGACAUGGGGGACAUGUGGUUUCUUUUCCGGUGGAGGGAGGGAAGAGUAUGAAUAUUGUUGCUUUUGCGAAUAGGGAGGAAGGUGUUUGGGAGGGGAGUUGGGUGAGAGAGAAUGUAGAGGAGGAGUUGGAGAGGGAUUAUUUGGAUGGGAGGUGGGGGAGGGAUGUGGAGGGGAUUAUGAGGGUGAGUGGGUGGUUAUUUGAACGCUGGAUUUUAUUUCAUGAGCUUUCUUUUGCUUGACCUUUUCAUAUUAUUGUCUUUGUUUUUUCCUCAUUUCCUUCUAGCCAUCAAAUUAUUUUGCUAUUUUUGAAUAAUCACUUCCAUCUCACAUCAUUCAUCCAAAGUUUAAAUUUUAUUUCCCAUUUUCCAUUUCAUUCAAACUCCAUCUUCUAUGUCCUUUAUCCAUAAUACACUUUCUCUCACAUUCCCUCAAAUCUAAACUACGUUAACUAACACAAUCUCUCUCAGCUCAUUAAAUCCCCUUCAUACUGGGCAACAUUUUACCACCCCACAGCACCCACCUUCCACCACCCAACUCUUCCUAUCCUCCUAAUCGGCGAUGCUGCACACACUACUGCGCCGCAUUUUGGGCAGGGUGCGGGUCUUGGUAGUAUGUAUCCCUUUUUUCCUUUGCACUUACCUGAGGUUUUCCGGUUUUCUCUGUACCUUUUUGUUCAGUGUCUAUUGAGGAUGGAUCUGUGACACGGAAUUAAAUAUAGUACACCGAGUGUAUAAGAUCAAGCUAACCACCAGCAAACCCAUCAAAUAGUCGAAGACGUAUACAUACUCACCAAACUCCUUUCGCACCUUCCCGCUGUCUCCCCUCGAGCUCCCACUAACCCCUUUCCCUCUACCUCCCCACCCAUUCCCGCCCAACUCCGCCCUCCUCAUCCCUCCCCACUAGUGCCAUCCCUCCCCUCCCUCUUCAAAGCCUACACACAAACCCGCCAACCACGCGCCACUACCGCCGUAAGCACCUGCAACCACUACGGCCGCAUCCUCGACAUGGAAGAUCCCAUCCUCUCUGAUAAUCUCCCGCUUCUGAGGGAAAAGGUACGGAGGAUCGCGGAGACGAUUUGGGGGUAUGAUGAGAUUGGGGAGGGGAGAGCUGUACGGAUUAUGAUUGGGAUGGUGGGUGAGUAG
Sclerotinia trifoliorum is the source of this 1911-nucleotide messenger RNA. Lineage: Eukaryota; Fungi; Ascomycota; Leotiomycetes; Helotiales; Sclerotiniaceae. The record is from the annotation of a GenBank genome assembly.